UCUUGAGCUCGCCGCUGCGCACGUCUCUCACAAAGUGUUCAAAGUUCCCUCAUAUUUCAGUCUUCCCACGACUUCUAUGGUUAAUCACCGCCACUGCCGUUUCAUUUGUGUGUUUAUUGGCAUCAUUGGGCGCACACAGUCUCAUUGAGGAGCUCGACGGGCCCAUAAAGGGUGUGCCGUAUGAAUAGUUGAACAAAGGACCUUUUGGUGCUCAGAAGAGGCUGAAACCUGAAACGGAGUGAUUCACUCUGGACACUCACACACUGAGAGGCAGCAGAGAGGAGAGUGAUCAAGAGACUGCUGCUGCUGCUGUGAGGGCUUUACAGGUGCUUAAGAAGACCAGAUCAGCGAGAAGAAGACCAAGCCCCCCCCCCCCGUUCCAACCAGCCCCUUGCAUGAGCUGCAUUUUUAAAAAAGGAGAAGAAGAAGACACUCGGAGUGGACCACACCCAGAGCCUCCGAAAAGAGUCUCCUCCUCUCGCCUCCCAAACUUGUAAUCACCGGCGGGACAUCUUUGGCACCGCAGAGACCGCUGAGAGCCACCAGCAGUCUCCGUUCUCCUGCCAGGAUGUCUGCAGUCCAGGAGCUCCUCCUGCUGCUGCUCCCUGUGGCUCUGCUGGCGCUUCAAGCAACUCUGUGCCGCGGAGCCUGUGUGGAGGUGGACUCGAACACGGAGGCCGUGGCCGAGGAGGGCUUCAAACUGGGCUGCAUCUCCUGUAAGAGGAGGGGCGAGGUGGAAGCCACAGCCUUCGUCAAGUGGUCCUUCAGAGCCUCGACUGAGACCGAGUUCACCGAUGUGUACACUUAUGAAAACAGACGGUCCAACAUCACCGACCAGCGUUUCUUCGAUCGCGUGCACUGGAACGGCAGCAAGAACACCGAAGACCUGCAGGACGGCUCCAUCUUCAUCCUCAACGUGACCUUCAACGACAGCGGGACCUACCUGUGCACGUUCAACCGCACCCUCAAGUACCUCAACUUCGAGUUCCAGACCUCCAAGAACAAGACGGUCGUCAUGAGAGUGGUGUCGCGGCUCACCAGGGACCUGGCCUCCAGCUUGUCCGAGGUGAUGAUGUACGUUUCCAUCAUCGGGCUGCAGGUGUGGCUGGUGAUCGAGAUGAUUUACUGCUACAAGAAGAUCUCGGCGGUGGGAGGGGAAGCUCGGAGAGAGAGCGCGGCGGAGUAUUUAGCGAUAGCCUCGGAGAGUAAAGAUACCUGUGCCGGUGUACAGGUGGCAGAAUAGCACCGGUCAAAGAAGUCCUUCUUCCAUGAGCCUCUCCUCUCCCUGUGACGGACAUCCCGUCAUCCUCUUCACAAGAUGAAGAAGACAAACCAGAAGAGGAGAAAGAUCUUAUCUACAUUUUUUCUUUUUUUACUUCUCAGGAUGGAAAGAACUGAACCGCUUCCUGCUUUGAGGGACGCGUCAGCAGAAUGUGGCGAAUCAGGAGAGACUUGAACUGUAUAUACACAGAUAAUCCUAUAUAUCCACAUUAUAGCCCUACACUUAUAUCCACUAUACCUGCAUGCCUGUUCAUAUUCAUAUCGACCAAUACCAUGCAUCUGAUGUCCUUUUGUUCAUUUCAAAUUGUGUGUAUUUUACUUUUAAAUACUACCACGACUGCAAAUGUCGAUGAUGUAAUACAACUAGAAAGCACAGAGGGAAGGAAACACUGCUGCAACACAGACAGUCAGGACUUUGCCAUUUCAUAUUGGAUUGUUUAUACUGUUUUUAACUGUUUUUACAUCCGAGAGCUGAAGGUGACGAAAUCAGUCACAAGGUUGUUAGAAAGUGUUGUUUUUGUGCAAAAAGCAAGAUGUUGGUGGUAUUCCCUUUUUAAACAAAUGAAUCCAGAAAAGGAGCAGAAAUGGCACCUGAAGCCAAAGAGUGACACGUGACAAGACACGCCGACUUCAUUGGACGACACAACAAUGGGGAGCACACACACACACACACACCUCCCUGGGUGGGUGAAGCCAGUUGAAACCAAAUAAAGAUUUAAAGGAGAGGUGGUGGAGCCUCGUUACAAAGCUU
Molecule: messenger RNA, 2032 nt
Organism: Pseudoliparis swirei
Lineage: Eukaryota; Metazoa; Chordata; Actinopteri; Perciformes; Liparidae
Gene: scn1ba
Product: sodium channel, voltage-gated, type I, beta a
Exons: 7
Coding region: 569-1243 (224 amino acids)
Biological process (GO): sodium ion transport; cardiac muscle cell action potential involved in contraction; regulation of heart rate by cardiac conduction
Cellular component (GO): voltage-gated sodium channel complex
Molecular function (GO): sodium channel regulator activity
Source: RefSeq, a predicted model, not a curated record